Messenger RNA from Hermetia illucens (black soldier fly), 1076 nucleotides. It is a transcript of the gene GMF, whose product is annotated as glia maturation factor beta. The transcript has 4 exons. The record is from RefSeq and is a predicted model, not a curated record. Gene Ontology annotation, molecular function: Arp2/3 complex binding; actin binding. Lineage: Eukaryota; Metazoa; Arthropoda; Insecta; Diptera; Stratiomyidae. Gene Ontology annotation, cellular component: actin cortical patch. Gene Ontology annotation, biological process: actin filament debranching; negative regulation of Arp2/3 complex-mediated actin nucleation. Bases 179 to 595 code for a protein of 138 amino acids.
GUGUUGACUAUCGCUUUUGUUUCUUCCUGGGAUUUUGGCAUUUGGCGCAAGAUUCUUGUCCGUGAGGGUGGAAGUGUGUUAUUAUUUCCAAUUAUUCGUUUGGAAUCUUUGUUUUCUAUUCAUUUUUCAAGUUCAUCCACAUUAAUUGGACUACAGUGCAUUCACUUAAGUGAAAAGAAUGGGCGAUGUCAAAAUAUGUGAUAUUACUGACGCCGUGAGGGAUGAAAUCAAGAAAUUUCGUUUCAGUAAAAACAACGACAAUGCUGCGUUAAUAUUGAAAGUUGAUCGUGAUAAGCAGAUAAUUGUUGUUGACGAAUAUCUUGAGGAUGUUUCGAUAGCCGAUCUACAAGAACUUUUACCAGGUCAUCAGCCUCGUUACAUCGUUUAUACGUAUCGUAUGGUCCAUGACGACAGUAGAGUUUCACAUCCAAUGUGCUUCAUAUUCUACACACCAAGGGAUAGCCACAUGGGUCUUCAAAUGAUGUAUGCAGGAACCAAAACAGCCAUUCAACAAGAAGUUGGAGUAACUAAAGUAUUCGAAGUACGAGAUUUAGAUGACUUCACUGAGGAUUGGCUUCGUGAAAAGCUGAAGUGAAUUUGAGUCGUGAUUACAAUACAAACGUGAAUACUCCACGAUCAUAACAGUGAAAAAAACGUUUAUUUUUAGAAUUAGUUUCCUAAAGCCAAUAGCAAAGGACACUCCAGAAUGGACUUGUCGAAGUAUUAAGAAGAAUUUUUUGCUCUCGUAUUGGGAAUAUGUUACGUUGUAUUUUGAGACAUAAAAGUUGUCUUGCAUUUUUUUUACUACAAAUAAUAAAUUUGAUAUGAAAUCAAAAUAUUUCGAAAAGAGAAAAUAAUUUUAAACGAAAGUCGACGAAAAUUCAGGGAAUUUUUAUUUAUAUAUAUAUACGUAUUUAGAGAAUAUUCUUGCCGUCAUAUUUAGGAUGUAGAAGUUCUGAGAAAAAAUAUCGUUUGUAGCAAUAUAUAAUAUGUGAUUUGAUUAUUUUAUAAAAAAAAAUAUGAAGCAUAUACUAUUUCACACCAAAAUAAAGAUACCAACAUUUAUAUUCAGUGGA